AUGGCCACUCCAACGGAGCGAACGUUCGUGCAGAGAUCCACAUUACUGCCCGUCUUUCCUCUGGAGCUCUGGGAUAUCGUCAUUGAAUACCUACAUGAUGAAGAAUCUGCCCAACAUCUGAGCCGACUUGCUCAAACGUGUCCCGCGCUUUAUUCCAGAAUUGACCCUCAGCUCUACAAACUUGUACGCCUGUCUAAUUCAGAAAGCGGUGCUCGUCUUGCUCUCACGAUAGAGAAGCGUCCAGAGUUAGCACCACUCAUUCGUGAUAUUCGACACAAGCACGAUGCCGGGUCAGAAAUCUGGUCUUACCGUCAUCUUAAAUUCUACAAGAUGGCUGCGACUUUGCCGAAUCUGGAGAACUUGAGUUUGAGAAGAAAUCCCAGGCCCUUUGAUUCUACCCGGUGGGCCAGUAGACGUGCCAGAGAUGAUGCCAUGUUGCAAUGGGUGAAAGACGUUGCCUCCGGGUCAGGGAGCAUCAAAGAGUACCGAGGGUUGGGAUAUGGGCCUUCAGGAGAAUCGUCGUUCAGUCCUCCAUAUCACGAGCCUACUCGCAUGCAAAGUGGCGCGGACCAAACUUUGUUCUGGCACGCUUCUCUUCAAAACCCGCCGGGGCUGCCCGCUCUGCGCUUUUGUCACAUCGGAAGCGACUAUAAUCAUGACGAGCACAAUACUAAGAUGGACGGUAGAUGCUUACCACGUUUCAAUGAAGCACUCUUCCGUCAUCCGAGUUUACUAAAGCUCUGUAUCACUGGCGCUACUUUCCAAAUUUCCCACUCUAGCCUUCCUUCGACAUUAUCUACGUCGCCUCUGGAGGAACUGACACUUUUGAACUGCGUCAUAAACCCGUUUGAUCUCCAAGCAGUGCUCGAAUAUCCAACAGCCUUGAAGCGGUUCACCUUCAGAGGCCCUAGGUCACUGGAGAUGGUAGAUACUGAGGGAGACACCCAAUGUUACAUUCAAUCAGCGCUCUCACACCAAAAUUCCCUGGAGUACAUAGAUUACGAUCUUUACUGGGGAGGUGAUGUGGACACUGACUUCGGUGAACUAGUCCGCGUCAAGCAUCUCACAACAACCCUCGCCACACUUGCAGGGAGGGAAUGUAUAGAACUGGAUCCUGUGGAUGACAUUCUGCCGCCGAAUCUCGAAAGUCUUACGAUGCGAUACGACGAAGUGAAGGGCUGGCUUCCUUCGGCUAUCUACGAGAUGGUGAAAGAUGGAAAACUCCCAAAGCUGCGCCGCUUUACCUGCGAGGUACCGGAAAUCAUGGAGCACCUUCCAUCAAUAAAUGUAUCCAAGUUCAACCUUCCCGCCACCGAGAUAUGUCAAGAGGGCAACACCUGGAAAAGCAAGUUUGCGGAGCUGAAUGUGGAGAUGUCCAUGAUCUCCGUUCCUUAUCCUAUUGAUAUGCCCAAGUACGACGUGUGUUCUUGCGAAUGCCUGUCCUUUUACCACCGCAUGUUCUACCAUCCGCGCAAACCACUGACACUUCCCUGGGAGGACGACUAUGGAGAGGAGGACGUGUUCUUUGAUGACUGGGCCGAUAUUGAUGAUGAAACGGACCUUGAUGCUCUUAUGGAUGACCUUGCGGAGGAGUCCAGAUCUGACAUCUCAGCCUGA
Molecule: messenger RNA, 1617 nt
Organism: Penicillium egyptiacum
Lineage: Eukaryota; Fungi; Ascomycota; Eurotiomycetes; Eurotiales; Aspergillaceae
Source: the annotation of a GenBank genome assembly